AUGGCAGCGGAGCAGUUCCUGGCGACCAAGUGGAGCGACGUCGGAGGCGGAGCGGCGGAGCCCGGAAGUGGAAGAGGCCUAGAGAGCACGGUGACGUGUGGCGCAAGACGGCGGAGCCACCAGUGGACAGUAGCUGGAACUGCAGCCUACACAGAACCGUGCACCAGUACGACAGGGAAAACUUCAUCGCCGCCACCUGCAGUCGUAGACGUGAGGCAGAUGAAGGAGAAGCUGGAGACCGUCUUGUUUCAGCUCCGCCAGGUUACCCGCGAGCGGGACGAAUUACGGAAGCGCCUUGCACUUUCCUCUCCCGGGUCAACCUUCGAUGAUUGCAGGCCAAGCCCCAAACCAAACCACGAUUAUGAAAGAUUGAAGGUACAGUGUAUGAAGGCCAUGUCGGACCUGCAGUCUCUCCAGAACCAGCACACCAAGACACUAAAAAGAUGUGAAGAGGCUGCCAAGGAGGCUGAUUUUUAUCACACCUUACACAGCCGCCUGCUAAGUGACCAGUCCCAGCUGAAGGAGGACAUGGACACCUUGAAGCGCAAGAACGGCCAGUUGGUACGAGAACACAACCACCUCCAGCAGUCGUGCGAGGAAAUGAAGAGACUGCACGACGAGGAUCAGAAAGAGAUCACCGAUCUGCGCAGUCAGCAACAGCAGGUCAUGAAGCAGAACGGGUCGGAGAUAUUUGAGACGGUGCAGCAAGAACUGAGCAAAGCCACUGCCCAGAACAAGGAGCUGCAGAGAGAGAUGGAGCGCCUGCAGUCGGAGGUGACGCGGUUUAAGACGAUGCAGCUGAAGGCGCUGAAGGACGCGGAGAAGCACAAGGAAGAGAGGGACUCCGUCUUCAGCGAGUAUCGCCUCAUCAUGAGCGAGAGGGACCAAGUCAUCAAGGAGGUGGACAAGCUGCAGACGGAGCUGGAGCUGGCGGAAUCCAAGCUGAAAGACACGUCCUCGGAGAAGAGGGUGGCCAGCGAAGAAAUGGAAGCCUUGAGACAGAUACAAGAUUCUGCCACCAUGGACAUUGAAAGAGCUAACAAAGAGAUCGACAUGCUUCGGAAGCAGUACGAGGCCAUGUCUCAGGAGCUGAAAGAGGCGGUCCAGGAAGCCGAGGUCGCCAAGUGCAGGCGGGAUUGGGCCUUCCAGGAACGUGACAAGAUCGUUGCAGAAAGAGAGAGCAUACGGACUCUGUGCGACAACUUGCGGAGGGAGAGGGACAGAGCGGUCAGCGACUUGGCAGAGGCCCUUCGCAACCUGGAUGAUAUGAGGAAGCAAAAGAAUGACGCUGUGCGUGAAUUGAAAGAACUGAAAGAGAAGAUGGAGAACCAGUUGGAAAAGGAAGCGAGAUUUCGGCAAUUGAUGGCCCACAGCUCUCACGAUUCAGCCAUUGAUACCGAUUCUCUGGAAUGGGAAACGGAAGUUGUAGAGUUUGAGAAGGACAGGGAUGAUAUGGAUUUGAAAGCGCUUGGUUUCGACGUGGCCGAAGGUGUGAAUGAGCCGUAUCUCCCCGGGGACUGUGGAAUAUUCGUUACCAAAGUGGACAAAGGAAGUAUUGCAGAUGGGCGCUUACGAGUGAACGAUUGGCUACUGAAGAUCAACGAUGUGGACCUCACCAACAAGGACAGGAAGCAAGUGAUUAAGGCCGUGCUGAAUGGCGGAGGAGUUAUCAACAUGGUGGUCCGCCGAAGGAAGUCCUUAGGAGGGAAGGUGAUAACGCCUCUGCACAUCAGUCUUUCCGGCCAUAAAGAUAGUGGGAUUAGUCUAGAAAACGGAGUGUUUGUCGCUGCAGUCGUGCCUGGUAGCCCAUCUGCCAAAGAGGGAUCCCUCUCGGUGGGAGACAGGAUAAUUGCCAUAAAUGGCAUUGCACUAGAUAAUAAAUCACUGACUGAAUGUGAAGCCUUGCUGCGGAACUGCAGGGAGUCUCUGACGCUUUCGUUGAUGAAGGUUUUCCCUCAGAGCUCAAGUUCCUCUUGGAGCGGUCAAAACAUAUUUGAGAACCUUAAAGAUUCAGAGAAGCUAUCCAACUGUCGGGUCCAUACCCCUGAGGUGCAGGCUCAGAAUAAAAGGAACCUGAAGCACAACAGCUCCACCCAGACGGACAUUUUCAGCCCGGACAUAAUGGACGUCAAGAAGGAUCAGAGUGACCCGGAAGGCGGCUUGUACUGUGACCUCAAACCCUUCGCCAGCACUGUUUUACACGCCGACUCCCACCGUCGCUCAGUCCACGGGUGCCAUAGCAACUCGGAACACAGCCUGGGCUCCUUCAAUCCAGAUGUGUACGGGGAGACAAGCUACGGGAUUGUUAGCCUGGACAGCAGACGGUUGCCAUUCGAGGCCACGGUCACGGACUGUAUGAUGGUGGAGGCCACGCUGGACAAAGAGCACGGCGGGAAGCACAGUGGCGGCACCUGGCCGAAAGUCGUGGUCAACAUGGCCACUGCAGAGACGGAAAAGUUUUCUGUGUACAAAAAGCCAAAGCAGAGGAAGUCCAUCUUUGACCCCAAUACUUUCAAAAGACCUCUGACACCUCCCAAAAUGGACUAUUUGUCUCCGAAUCAGGUGAUGGGACACUUGCCCCAGCCCUCCAAAACGGAAGCCAUCUCAACCCCUCCCACACCUCCUAAGAGAAGUGACUCUAUUAAGUUUAAACACAAACAGCAAGCGAGUUCCACCUCGGACUCUACAGUGACAACGGGCUCUCCGCCUCCCAGUCCAGCAACUGUCCAGCCCCCUAUGUCUGUCGACCUAAAACCAGACUGCGGUAUUCACAAGGGGCGAAGCAGGCCCUCCGGGCACUAUUACAGAGAAGAAGGGCUUGACUCCACCCACUUGCCGUCGAGGAAAUCCUGUGAAGAUGACAUUGGCUUUCAAAGAGUGGAAGAGCCUGAGAUCAAAAGACCUAGACCCAAGUCUGCUCCUGCCUUGAGACAUAAACUAACUCCUGUGCCCAUUCCUAAUCCAUCUCAUCAGGUACAAAAAUACACUCCAGCAAGCGAAGAGCACCUUUCCCCUGAGCUGCAGGAAUGGCCGUUGUAUUCCCCCAAACGGUCCAGUGGGCACAGUGAUGGGUUUAUGCCUCCCUCGCUCUACUCCGGAAGCCUGUCAGCAGGUGGAACAGAACGGAUAAAAAUACCUCUGACGCCAAGAUACCCGAGGUCCAUCAUCAGUUCUGACCGAGGUUCGUUGUCGCAUUCCGAAUGCAGCAGCCCCAGCCUGAUCACUCCUCCGCAGUCGCCGCUGAACUUGGAGACCUCGUCCUUCGCCAGCAGCCAGUCGCAAAAUUCUCUUUCCACGCUGCCCAGGAUCUCAGUGAGUCCAGUAUCCAUAGGACAGCGGCGGAAAGACAAGCCGUACAUGGAAGAACCACGCCACGUCAAAGUGCAGAAGGGCUCUGAGCCUCUUGGGAUCUCGAUCGUCUGUGGUGAAAACGGGGGCAUCUUUGUGUCGAAAGUAACUGGCGGGAGCAUCGCCCAUCAGGCCGGCCUCGAAUACGGAGAUCAGUUGCUGGAGUUCAACGGGAUAAAUCUGCGGAACGCCACGGAACAGCAAGCCCGGCUGAUCAUUGGACAGCAGUGCGACACCGUAAUGAUUCUGGCACAGUACAAUCCACACAUGUUCCAGCUUGGAAAUCACUCCCGUUCAAGCUCCCGCCUGGAACCUGUGAGUAGCCAUUCCACUCCGCAAGGCAGUGGAGCUGCCACUCCCGACAGCCAUUCGGUAAUCGAUACUGUGAGUGAACAGGACGAAGGGACCAUGACGCCCCCAUCCAAACAGACCACUCCCACGACCAGUCCCUGCAAUUCAAUCAGGAAUUCCAUGGACACGAGCAAGAAGACCCCAGAGCCUAGGACGGUUGUCGUCAAGAAGUCCCAAGCAGAACUUGGAAUCCAGAUCUGUGGUGGGAACCUCUAUGGAAUAUUUGUGUCUGAUGUAGAAGAAGACAGCCCGGCCAGGGGCCCUGAUGGGUUAGAGAUAGGAGAUAUGAUUCUUGAGUACGGCUCUGUCGACAUGCGGAACAAAACUGCUGAGGAAGCUUACCUUGAAAUGCUGAAGCCAGGAGAAAGCGUCAGAAUAAAAGCCCAGUACAGAAUACAAGAAUUCAACAGGAUCAAAGAGUUACCCGGAGAUGGGUUCUACGUCAG
Messenger RNA from Gekko japonicus, 4145 nucleotides. It is a transcript of the gene DLG5, whose product is annotated as discs large homolog 5. The record is from RefSeq and is a predicted model, not a curated record. Gene Ontology annotation, molecular function: protein binding. The transcript has 22 exons. NCBI's taxonomy places the organism in Eukaryota, Metazoa, Chordata, Lepidosauria, Squamata, Gekkonidae. The annotation marks the transcript as partial.